Messenger RNA from Papaver somniferum (opium poppy), 834 nucleotides. RefSeq names its product agamous-like MADS-box protein AGL80. The coding region runs from base 1 to 834 and encodes 277 amino acids. Gene Ontology annotation, biological process: positive regulation of transcription by RNA polymerase II. NCBI's taxonomy places the organism in Eukaryota, Viridiplantae, Streptophyta, Magnoliopsida, Ranunculales, Papaveraceae. The transcript has a single exon. The record is from RefSeq and is a predicted model, not a curated record. Gene Ontology annotation, molecular function: DNA-binding transcription factor activity, RNA polymerase II-specific; protein dimerization activity; RNA polymerase II cis-regulatory region sequence-specific DNA binding.
AUGGCAAGGAUGAAGAAGGUUGCUUAUAUUCCUAAUAGUGCUGCAAGGAGAGCAACUUUCAGAAAACGAAGAAUGGACUUGUUGAAGAAAGUCAGUGAAAUAAGUAAUUUAUGCGAUGUUGAUGCUUGCGCAAUUGUGUAUGAACCAGACAAUCCCCAACCAAAAGUUUGGCCAGCAAGACCUGAAGCACAUCGUGUGCUCAUGAGAUUCAAGAGCCUGCCAGAGGGAGAUCAGUUAGAGAAUGAUCAAGAGAGUUCCGCAGAAAACCAGAUGGGGAUGACAACGGAAAAUUCCAUAAAUCAGCAACUAGAAAAUCAUUAUGUGGAACUCUGUCGGAUGUUUAAUCGUGCCUUGGAUGGUGAGAGUUCUAUACCUGAACCUGAUAUUCAUCCUGUUGAUUUGAUUGAUUUUGCCUGGUUGCUUGAUGAAAAGCACAAAGAAGUUCAGCAAAAAUUGUUAAAUCUCCAGAAAGCUAAUGCAACCAGCGCCAGUGAGGCUAAUACUAUUGCUAUCCCUAACCCUAGUUAUUCUGUUGAUACUAACGUUAAUGUUGGUGUGCUUGAUGAAAAUCAUGUGUCUGGUAUAAAUGGUGGUACCGUGGCUGACGGUGCUAUGUAUGGGGGAGUCGUGAACCAUCAUGAUCAAGGUGGUCGUGUUAUGAUUGAUGGUAUUGGUGAUCAAGAAAUAAGGAUGGCAGCAGCAGCCAUGGAAGCCUUACAAAUCCAACCAUUGUUCAUGGAUGCAAAUAACCUACCUUCUGUUUCACAAUCUGAUGACCAAAUGGUGGAUUAUCUUGAAGGAUAUCUGAACAAUAACCAGAUGAUGCAGGGAUGA